Cooperia oncophora is the source of this 183-nucleotide messenger RNA. The record is from the annotation of a GenBank genome assembly. NCBI's taxonomy places the organism in Eukaryota, Metazoa, Nematoda, Chromadorea, Rhabditida, Trichostrongylidae.
GUAAAAUUUUGUCAGGAUGUAGUUGUCCUCGAACGGUAGUACCUCCUAUCUCAUUGUCUACCACAUACAAACAAGAAAGACCUGGUGAACCGAAAGGACACGACUACUCAAGAGCGGGAAAUCCGUCGAGAGAUGUUCUACAGAAGUGCCUUGCAUCUCUUGAAGAUGGCAAGCACUGUGGGU